CCUCAAACCCCCGACCGUAUUGUCGGAGUACCAGUUGCCGCCGGGAGAACCUCGGCUCCCGCUUGUCCCUGUUAUCCGCCUGAAUUUCGUAUUCGCAGCUUCCAAGUUUGAAUCUUUUGCAUGCGCCACGCUCGUUCUCAUCUCGUUAGAGCUAAAUUAUGCAAUGAGCAGCGGAGAUAGUUUUCGCUCGUCUGGGAGCUCAUUGAUGCGAAGCAGGCAAGAAGUUUGAUACUUGCGAGCUCUUCGUUAACGAUCCGUUCUCUUAGUCGGUAAUUGGAUUGUGGCGUCGAUUCGUCUGUGGCGCUGUUUGUUUUUGUUUCUGCAGAGUUGCAGAAGCUUUUCAAUGGCUUGGAGUGCGAUUGGUGGAAAGGGUAUUCGGUCUCCUCUGGGCAGACGCGCCAUGUUAUCAUCUCAAGAACAUUUAGUUAGGUUAACCUCGAAAAUUAAUCUUGACAUUGCAGCGAGAUCAGUUUCAGCUUCUAGUAGUAGACAAGGCUUUACUAGCGGCUCUCUUUCACCAGGGAGUUCUCAUGGCAAUGUUCUCACUAAAGAAUCCUUCAUCAGGUACUUUCAUGGAACUCCGGCUCUAUAUAGUAGAAAAGCAAUUGAUGAGGCCUUGGGUUUAAAGACAGAAAGGAAAGGGAAGUUUAAGAGAAGGGACAAGGCACAGAUGAAACCGCCUGUUGAAGCUAAAUACGUGCCCCCAAAACUAAAACAGCAUAUGAAGUCCUCUCUAGAUAAAAUGGUUGACAUAUUUGAAGGCAUGACCAUUGUUGAACUUGCCAAGCGUACUGGUGAGUCAAUCAGCACCUUACAGGAUGUUCUUGUUAAUGUUGGGGAAAAGCCCGGGUCAGAGUUUGAUCCUCUCAGCAUUGAUGUUGCGGAGCUCAUUGCUAUGGAGGUUGGGGUCAAUGUCAGGAGGCAACAUUCUAACGAAGGCUCACAAAUCCUUCCACGAUCACCAGUUGUUACAGUCAUGGGUCAUGUCGACCAUGGAAAGACUUCUCUUCUGGAUGCCCUACGCCAAACAGCAGUGGCAGCCACUGAAGCUGGUGGAAUAACUCAGCACCUUGGUGCUUUCGUGGUAGGGAUGACUUCUGGCGCAUCAAUCACAUUCCUUGACACGCCAGGCCAUGCUGCAUUCAGUGCAAUGCGAGCAAGAGGGGCAGCAGUCACUGACAUUAUCGUACUUGUAGUUGCUGCUGAUGAUGGGGUGAUGCCUCAAACUUUGGAAGCUAUGUCCCAUGCAAAAUCAGCCAAUGUGCCCAUAGUGGUUGCAAUCAACAAAUGUGACAAGCCAGCUGCUGACCCAGAAAGAGUCAAAGUUCAGUUGGCAUCAGAGGGUUUGCAGCUAGAGGAAAUGGGUGGUGAUGUCCAGGUAGUUGAAGUAUCUGCUGUUAAGAAAACCGGGUUGGAUGACUUGGAAGAAUGCUUGCUUCUUCAGGCAGAGUUGAUGAACCUGAAAGCUCGUGUCGAUGGUCCAGCUCAAGCUUAUGUUGUGGAGGCAAAAUUGGACAAAGGUCGUGGACCACUGGCUACAGCAAUAGUAAAGGCAGGAACCUUGGUCACUGGGCAGCAUAUUGUGGUGGGGUCAGAGUGGGGGAGAAUAAGAGCUAUAAGGGAUAUGGUGAGGAAGUUGGCACAGCAGGCGACACCUGCGAUGCCGGUUGUGCUUGAAGGGCUGAAGGGGCUUCCUAGGGCCGGAGAUGAUAUCGUAGUUGUGGAGACUGAGGAGAGAGCUAGAAUGCUGAGUGCUGGUAGGAAAAAGAAGUUCGAAAAAGAUCGGCUGAGACAGAUCAUGGAGGACAGGCCUGUGGUUGAGGAACCAUCAGAAGAAGACGGGCCUGUAGCUGUAAGGGUUGAGAUGCCGAUCGUAGUGAAAGCAGAUGUUCAAGGAACUGUCCAGGCUGUCACUGAUGCUUUGAAGACUUUAAACAGUCCUCAGGUAGUUUUCGUGAAUGUAGUCCAUGUAGGCGUGGGUCCAAUCAGUCAAUCCGAUAUCGACCUAGCUCAGGCUUGUGGUGCCUGCAUAAUUGGAUUCAAUGUCAAAACUCCACCGGGUUCAGUCAGUCUUGCAGCAACUAAAUCCGAUGUAAAGAUCAUGCUGCAUCGAGUCAUCUACCGCCUUUUAGAGGAUGUGGGCAACAUGAUAGUAGAGAAAGCUCCCGGGACUUCCGAGACUCACGUAGCUGGAGAGGCCGAAGUCCUUAGCAUCUUCGAACUGAAGGGGAGGAGCAAAGCUGCUGGAGGCGACAUGAAGAUCGCGGGCUGCAAGGUGAUAGACGGACGAGUCAGUAGAGCAUCGACGAUGAGGCUCCUUAGGAGCGGUGAAGUCGUGUUUGAAGGAUGCUGCUCGUCGCUCAAGCGAGAGACACAAGAUGUGGAUUCAGUUCGUGAAGGGAGUGAGUGCGGGAUGGUGCUCCGUGAUUGCCAAGAUUACCGUGUCGGAGAUGUGAUCCAGUGCUUGGAGCAAGUCAUUCGGAAGCCCAAGUUCGUUUCUUCGCAGAGUGGUGCUGUUCGGAUCGAAUGCUGACGCACACCCUCUGAGCACUGUUCUUUCUAGUUUGCAGCCUGCAAAGAAGUUUUGAUGGAGAAGUGUUUUGAGAAUUGAUCAAACACCCAUAUAUAUUUUCUUUGUUCUACACGGUAAGAGUAACUUCAAUUCAUCAAGAAUAGAGGAGGCAAAAGACUGAAUAUUCUUUUCAGGGGACAUUCCCUUAAUGUGGAUCAUGAUUAAUGAAGUUGGAGAACUAGUCCUUUUGUGUUGCAUGGAAUACGCAGCAGAUGAUGAAAACAGACUGUCCUUGUUUUACAUAGGCUUCUUUCAAGUGUUGGAAAGAUAAUAACCUUCUGAGAAUGUAUUUUUUGUUUUCAAUG
This is a messenger RNA of Linum tenue, 2877 nucleotides long. NCBI's taxonomy places the organism in Eukaryota, Viridiplantae, Streptophyta, Magnoliopsida, Malpighiales, Linaceae. The record is from the annotation of a GenBank genome assembly.